UCCCCUCGAUCGGAUCCUCAAGAAACGCCCUUUUAAAUCCAACCCCUCUUUACCCUCUCAACUUGCGUUUCCUCUUCCCACCAAACCUACAGUCCCCUCCUUUCUCUGUCUUUCAUACAAACAAACACACACACUCUCUCUCUCUCUCUCCUACUCUCUUUCGCUUCUACAAGCAGUCCUCCCAUGGCCACUGAAGAAACCAGUAACCCACCUCCACCUCAGCCGUCCCCGGCAGCUCCCCCACUCCCUCAGUACCCUGAGAUGAUUAUUGCGGCGAUCGAGGCUCUGAACGAUAAGAAUGGCUCGAACAAGUCGGCCAUCGCCAGGUACAUCGAGUCAACUUACACGGAUCUUCCGGCGGCUCACUCCACGCUGCUCUCGCACCACCUCAACAAGCUGAAACAGAGCGGCCAGCUCGUCCUGCUCAAGAACAACUACAUGAAGCCCGAUCCCAACGCGCCGCCGAAGCGUGGGCGCGGUCGCCCUCCCAAGCCCAAGGCGCCUCUGCCUCCGGGCGUCGCGAUGUCGCCACCAAGGCCCCGCGGCCGUCCGCCCAAGCCCAGGGACCCCUUCGCGCCGCCGCCGCCACCCAAGGCCAAGAGCCCCUCUUCCGGGACUGGCAGGCCCCGUGGUCGUCCACCCAAGAAGGCCAAGACGGCUGCCGCUUCGGCUCCGUCUGCGGCUCCGUCAGGCGGCGCACCCAGAGGAAGGGGAAGGCCGCCCAAGGUGAAGCCGGCAGUGGCCCCGGUUGGGUGUUGAGCUUAGCUCAGAGAGAGAGAGAGAGAGAGAGAGAGAGAAAGAGUUAGCUUUUUUUUUUUUUUUAAUUGUUUUUUAUUUUUAUUUUUAUUUUAGUUAGGUGUAGUUUUCUGCUAAUUGAUGUCUUUAUCUUUAUCUUUAUCCACUUUUUUGUCUCUUUAUUUAAUUUCUCUCUCUCUUUUUUUCUUUUUCUUUUUCUUUUUUAAUUAUGUGGUGGGUGUUGUAAGGUUGUAAUGUGGAGGUGGGUUUAAUGUGACUGUAAUUGAAUGUAAAUUGUUCAGCGGC
Corylus avellana is the source of this 1041-nucleotide messenger RNA. Its product is annotated as HMG-Y-related protein A. Gene Ontology annotation, cellular component: chromatin; nucleus; nucleosome. Gene Ontology annotation, molecular function: nucleosomal DNA binding; double-stranded DNA binding. Gene Ontology annotation, biological process: nucleosome assembly; regulation of DNA-templated transcription; negative regulation of DNA recombination. Lineage: Eukaryota; Viridiplantae; Streptophyta; Magnoliopsida; Fagales; Betulaceae. The record is from RefSeq and is a predicted model, not a curated record.